Molecule: messenger RNA, 1421 nt
Organism: Lytechinus variegatus (green sea urchin)
Lineage: Eukaryota; Metazoa; Echinodermata; Echinoidea; Temnopleuroida; Toxopneustidae
Product: dehydrogenase/reductase SDR family member on chromosome X-like
Exons: 6
Coding region: 92-1159 (355 amino acids)
Source: RefSeq, a predicted model, not a curated record
UACGUUUGUUGCUGCAGGGCUUUUGCGUUGAAGACGUGACAAAGUCGUCUCCUAAUUCACAGACUUUUGUCUUGACUAUUCAGAUGGCGGAAUGGAGUGGUGGAGGCAGGCGUUUUAUAUGGUUGUUGUCUAUGCUAUUGCAAUAUUUGCGACCAUUCGUCAGCUUCUGAGAGGCAACAAAAAGCCCGAAGAUAUUUCAAGGCAUGAUGGACAGGUUGCCAUAGUAACUGGAGGAGCCUCAGGUAUUGGUUUAGAAACUGCCAAAGUAUUAUGCAAGAAAGGAGUACAAGUAGUGCUUGGUACCCCUCAGAGUAAAAAAGCACGGAAGGCUAUUGAGGCAAUAAAAAAGGAUAAUGCCUUGGCUCGCGUUGAGUGGAUACCACUUGAUUUGUCUUCCCUUCAGUCAGUGCGUGACUUUGCUGAAAGUUUUCUUGAUAAGAAACUACCUCUACAUAUUUUAGUUAAUAAUGCUGGAAUCAUGGCGACACCAUAUUGCAAGACAGCAGAUGAUUUUGAAAUGCAGUUUCAGGUCAACUACCUCGGCCAUUACCUCUUGACUAGACUCCUCUUAGAUAAACUCCACACCUCAGCUCAUUCUAGGAGUUACGCAAGGAUCAUUAAUGUUUCUUCCAUUGCUCAUUUUGGGGGAUGGAUGGAUGCUUCACAUAUGCCAAAAAUCAUGCCAAAGAAAGAGUAUUCCCCUUACAAGGCCUACGCCGACAGCAAACUAGCCGUAGUCUUAGGCACCCAAGAGCUCCAGCGUCGUAUCUACCGAGCUAGCCGUCGGGUAACCGUCAACAGCCUUCAUCCUGGAGUCGUUGGAACACAACUCUAUCAGAACCUUCAUCCGAUCAUGCAGAUGGCAAAGAUUAUUUUUUCUCAGCUUGGUCUGAUUUGGACCAGUAAAAAAGGCAGCGCCACGUCGAUAUAUGCUGCUUUAUCGGACGAGAUGGAAGGUGUUGGAGGUUGCUACCUUGAUAACUGUGGCUCUGUUGCAUCCAGCAGCCUCUCCUAUGACAGGAAGUUACAGGUCGCCCUGUGGAAGGAAUCCUGUGAGUGGUGCAGGCUUCCUGUUGAUAUCACCAGCCACAGGACAUUGAAGGAGAUGAACAACCAGCAGCAGCAGCAGAAUGGUAGGACAAGGAUGGGGUCACAGUGACUCCAACCUUUCAUUAAAUAUACCUCUACAGGUGGUACCCACAGGACACCUCCACAGGGUCUAAAUCCUUGUGGCAGUUUCAUUGUGGUGUCAUGGAACCAUUCUAAAAAGAUAACAAUCAAUUAAACAAAUGGGAAGAAUGGUGUUUGUGAUUUCAGGACAGCAGAACAAUAGCAGACCUGCCGACCAGUAAGUUUUAGGCGUAUUUAGUACGUUUUUGCAACCAAAAUUUGUUUGUAAAAAAUACAAAAUCGUAAUUUAU